This is a messenger RNA of Lolium rigidum, 1207 nucleotides long. RefSeq names its product mitogen-activated protein kinase 4-like. NCBI's taxonomy places the organism in Eukaryota, Viridiplantae, Streptophyta, Magnoliopsida, Poales, Poaceae. Gene Ontology annotation, biological process: intracellular signal transduction; protein phosphorylation. The coding region runs from base 25 to 1140 and encodes 371 amino acids. Gene Ontology annotation, cellular component: cytoplasm; nucleus. The record is from RefSeq and is a predicted model, not a curated record. The transcript has 3 exons. Gene Ontology annotation, molecular function: ATP binding; MAP kinase activity.
CUGCUCCGUCUGCGUCCUGAGGAAAUGGCGGCGAAGGUGGAUGCCCCGAACGGCAUGAGAAACAAUGGCAAGCACUACUACACGAUGUGUGAGACCAUGUUCGAGAUCGACACCAAGUACGUGCCGAUCAGGCCCAUCGGGAGAGGAUCCUACGGUACCGUAUGCUCGUCGAUAAACCAGGAGACCAACGAGAAGGUCGCGAUAAAAAAGAUAAACAACGUCUUCAACAACCGGAUGGAUGCGCUCAGGACGCUUCGCGAGAUGAAGCUCCUUCGGCACUUGCGUCACGAGAAUGUUAUUUCUUUGAAGGAUAUAAUGAUGCCCCUACGCAGGAGGAGCUUCAAGGAUGUGUAUCUGGUCUCCGAACUCAUGGACACGGAUCUGGAUAAGAUAAUCAUGUCGUCGCAGCCGAUUUCCAACGAGCACUGCCAAUAUUUUCUUUUUCAGCUCCUCCGAGGGUUGAAGUGUCUUCAUUCAGCAGGGAUACUCCAUAGGGAUCUGAAACCAGGGAACCUUCUGAUUAAUGGAAACUGUGAUCUGAAGAUCUGUGACUUUGGUCUUGCUCGCACAGAUAAUAGUGAAGGUCAAUUGAUGACUGAGUAUGUUGUCACUCGUCCAUAUAGAGCUCCCGAGCUGCUGCUCGGUUGCAACAACUAUGGCACCGCCAUAGAUGUCUGGUCAGUUGGCUGUAUAUUUGCUGAGCUACUUGGCCGCAAGACUAUCUUUCCAGGAGCUGAUUGCCUAAGUCAGCUCAAGCUUAUAGUCAAUGUUCUUGGCACCAUGAAUGAUGGUGACCUUGAGUUCAUUGAGAACCUAAGGGGUCGCAACUACAUCAAAUCCCUUCCAUACACCCCUGGGAUUCCCCUCUACAGCAUGUACCCACAAGCGCACCCUCUUGCCAUUGAUCUGUUGCAGAAGAUGCUUAUCUUUGAUCCUUCCAAAAGGAUUAGUGUCAUUGAGGCUUUGGAGCACCCCUACAUGUCAGCGCUGUAUGACCCAAGUGCAAACCCUCCUGCUCAGGUACCUGUCGAUCUUGAUAUAGAUGAGAACCUCGGAGUAGAUAUGAUCCGAGAAAUGUUGUGGCAUGAGAUGCUCCAGUAUCACAGGAGGCCGUCAAAAUGGAGAAUAUUUAACAAGUAGAAGAUGGACAUAUCUCGACGUCAGGAUGCUCGACGGGCUAACCUUGGCGACGCCUUGUUCUGAUGCU